GGAGGGGGAAUUGGAAGCGCGUCAAAGACGCCCGGCUGCCGCUGUGCGGGGCUCGCGCCCUGCCGCCACCUGGUGCGCAUGCGCGUCAUCCGGGCAUUGCGGCGCUGGGGCGCGUUGGCCGCGCAGUGAGACGUGGCAGCCGGAGGAGAAGCGAGGCGCCAGGGAAGGGCGCUUCCGGGGAGGGCCAGUUGAGCGACAGGCCCAGGAACCGGAAGUCGGCGGCGGCGGCGGAGGAGGAGGGCUGGCCGUGGUAGGAACCGCGCUCGGGGUCUGAGGGGCCUUUGGCCGGAGCCACGGCGAGGCAGGCCGGCUGAGGUGAAGACUGCGUUGGGGAUGUGAACACAAUGAGUGUAAACCAGCAAGCUCACACUGGGCCACCUUACGGGCAGACUCAGCCUGGAUAUCCGGGAUAUCCCCAGCCUGCCUAUGGAGGGCAGCAGAUCCCGGGCCUGCCUCCUUCUCAGUACGGUGCUUACAACGGUCCAGUGACAGGAUACGAGCAGAUGGGCCCUCCUCAAGGUUACUUUCCUUCUCUGGGGUUUCCUUCUAAGGGCUCUCCUGUUUCUUUUGAUUCUGACACUUCUUUCACACCUGAUUUCAUAGGUUCUCUAAGAGCUCCUCCCUCCUCUGGAGCCCCAGUUCCUUCCGGACAACCUGCCUGCAGUCAAUUUGGGCAAGGAGAUGUGCGCAACGGGAUUCCUGCUCCAACAGUCCCGGCACAAAGACCUCCUGCUUCCCAGCAGUUCAUGCUUGGCACAGCAUCCGCCCCUGCUUCCCAGCCAGCUACUUUCCAGUAUGCGUCACCUCCGAGGAGCACACAGCAGCUGACCAACCUUAUGGCAGGGAUGCAAAUUGGCAGUGCUUCAACUUCAGCUCCUCCCCCAGCUGGCCUGGGCUACGGUCCUCCUGCAUCAGUCCCGCCUGCCUCAGGAAAGUUUUAGAAGUACUUAACUGUGUCACCCAGCCAAUAUGCAUCUUACACCAGCCAAGGGACUCCUUCCCCUACCUGCCCUGAUGGAUUACCUCCCUACCAGCUUGUCUCUCAGGGUCUUCCCAUUGCACAACCUGCCUGUUGCUUCUGGCCCUCCGGCCCGGCUGCUCACCUUCCCCCUCAAGCGCCAGGCUUACCACCAGUUUCUGCUGCGGCUGGAGUUUCCAAUUACCCACUCGUGUCUGGAGCUUCAAGGCCCCCGGCGAUGCAGGGCGCAUUACCGGGACAGGCAACUGCUGGGCUGAUGACUUCCCAGCCUAAUCACGCGACCUCCCCACCACCACCUAUGGCGGGGCCACCUCCCGGACCGCCCAGACUAGCUUUGCAAGGACCGCCUCCUCCUCCUCCUCCCCAACCAGGAUACCCACUGCAGCAAAACGGGUCCUUUGGGCAGAACAGGGGCUCAGUUAACCAUAAUGCAGCUUACUCACAAGGGCCAUCGCAUCGGGGUGUAAGUCAACCUGGUUCCCCCACUUCCACCCGAAACGCUCAGGAUCCAGACUCCAUUCCUAGCCCGCAUCUCAAUGAGCUGCCAUCUCAGCAGAAAACCAGGCACAGAAUAGACCCCGAUGCCAUUCCUAGCCCAAUCCAAGUAAUUGAAGAUGACAGGAAUAAUCGUGGAUCAGAGCCAUUCAUCACAGGAGUCCGUGGGCAAGUCCCACCCCUUGUCACUACCAAUUUCCUGGUCAAAGAUCAAGGUAACACAAGUCCUCGCUACAUAAGAUGUACAUCCUAUAAUAUUCCAUGUACCUCAGAUAUGGCCAAGCAAUCCCAGGUUCCUCUUGCUGCAGUCAUAAAACCUUUGGCUACUUUGCCUUCAGAAGAGGCCCCUCCUUUUUUGGUAGACCACGGAGAAUCGGGUCCUAUCCGCUGCAAUAGGUGCAAAGCCUACAUGUGCCCCUUUAUGCAGUUCAUUGAGGGUGGACGGAGGUUCCAGUGCGCUUUCUGCAGCUGUGUCACCGAGGUGCCAGCUCACUACUUCCAGCACCUGGAUCACACUGGCAGGCGAGUGGAUUACUAUGACCGGCCUGAGUUAUCACUGGGGUCGUAUGAGUUCUUGGCCACUGUUGACUAUUGCAAGAAUAACAAAUUUCCCAACCCUCCUGCCUUUAUUUUCAUGAUUGAUGUGUCGUACAAUGCAGUGAGGAGUGGUUUGGUAAGACUGGUAUGCGAAGAGUUGAAGACUCUCCUGGAUUACCUGCCCAGGGAAGGAAACAUGGAAGAAUCAGCCAUCCGGGUGGGCUUUGUCACUUACAACAAAGUUCUGCACUUCUACAAUGUGAAAAGCUCCCUAGCCCAGCCUCAGAUGAUGGUUGUGUCCGACGUAGCAGAUAUGUUUGUGCCUCUGCUUGAUGGCUUCUUGGUGAAUGUAAAUGAGUCUCGCACAGUUUUCACCAGCUUGCUGGACCAAAUCCCCGAAAUGUUUGCCGAUACAAGAGAAACCGAAACCGUGUUUGGUCCAGUGAUUCAGGCUGGCAUGGAGGCUCUAAAGGCAGCUGAGUGUUCAGGCAAGCUCUUCAUAUUUCACACAUCACUGCCAAUUGCAGAGGCGCCAGGGAAGCUAAAGAACAGAGAUGACAAGAAGCUGAUCAACACAGAUAAAGAAAAGACCCUGUUCCAGCCUCAGACCAGCUUCUAUGGCAACUUAGCCAAGGAAUGUGUGAGCCAAGGGUGCUGUGUGGAUCUGUUCCUUUUCCCAAACCAGUACUUGGAUGUGGCUACCUUGGGAGUCGUUCCUUAUCAGACUGGGGGCUCUGUUUAUAAAUACGCCUAUUUCCAGGUAGAAACAGACCAGGAACGCUUCUUGAAUGACCUUCGCAGAGAUGUGCAGAAAGAGGUGGGCUUUGACGCUGUGAUGAGAGUACGCACAAGCACCGGCAUCCGAGCCACAGACUUCUUUGGCGCCUUUUAUAUGAGCAACACCACAGAUGUGGAGCUUCCUGGGCUGGACUGUGACAAAACCAUCACAGUGGAGUUCAAGCACGAUGACAAGCUCAGCGAAGACAGCGGAGCUCUUCUCCAGUGUGCUAUGUUGUAUACUAGCUGUGCGGGACAGAGGCGACUCCGCAUUCACAACCUGUCCUUGAACUGCUGCAUGCAGCUGGCAGAUCUUUAUAGGAACUGUGAGACGGACACGCUUAUCAACUUCUUGGCCAAAUUUGCAUAUCGUGGACUUCUGAACAAUCCAGUCAAGACUGUGAGAGACACGCUGAUCAAUCAGUGUGCCCAGAUCCUGGCCUGCUACCGAAAAAACUGUGCUAGCCCCUCUUCUGCUGGACAGUUGAUUCUCCCUGAAUGCAUGAAGCUGCUCCCUGUAUAUCUGAACUGUGUCUUGAAAAGUGAUGUUCUACAGCCUGGGUCGGAGGUGACCACUGAUGACCGUGCCUACAUCCGCCAGCUGGUUACCACCAUGGAUGUGGCGGAGACAAACGUCUUCUUUUACCCCAGACUCUUGCCUCUGACCAAAGUAGACGUCAACAGCGACUCCUUGCCGACAGCAAUCAGAAACUCUGAAGAGCGCCUCUCCAAGGGUGACAUAUACCUGCUAGAAAACGGGUUAAAUAUUUUCCUGUGGGUAGGAGUGAACGUUCAGCAAGGGCUGAUCCAGAACCUCUUUGGAGUCUCGUCUUUCAGCCAGAUUGGCAGUUCUCUGUGCUCACUCCCAAUUCUGGAUAACCCCUUUUCAAAGAAAGUACGAUCCAUUAUUGAUAUGUUCCAGGCUCAAAGAUCACGUUACAUGAAGCUUAUGAUUGUGAAGCAGGAGGACAAACUAGAUUUGCUGUUCAAACACUUUUUGGUGGAAGACAAGAGCAUGAAUGGAGGGGCUUCAUACGUGGACUUCCUCUGCCACAUGCACAAGGAGAUUCGCCAGCUGCUGAGCUAGAGGAGGGCGUGACGACCCUGGAUUUCCGCACUGGUCGUCUGAGGAACGGGCCCAGUUCUUUUGAGAAGGACAAUAUAGAAACCUGUACAAUUCCAUAAUUUUUAAUACACUGUGCAUAAGCAGAGGUUCAGCAUAUCCCAAGCCCUGUGGAGAGAGUGAGACGUGGACAGGCAAAAUACCUUCUUGGGGUGGAGGGCAAGUUUUUGAAUGCCCAGUCUUAAACCCGCAUCUCUGUGCUUGGUGGGGGUCUACACUUCCUACCGUCCCAGUACUGGUAUUAACAGUUUACUUUGACAUGAUUCAGCAUCAGGUGAAGUGAUUGCUCUUCAAGACACAGCAGCUGCUACAUUUGUGUGUGAUAAUCUGUGAAAUGGAGUAAAGCGUCAGAUAGCAAAGGGUGUGGCUGGCAGGCUCUGUUCAUUCAAAGUGCAGGAGCCGAGUGAAGCGGCCCAGUGUCUCCUCCUAAGUGGAGGGAGCAACAUACGGUGUACAAACUACCUGAGUUGUGGUUGUCCAGAGAACACCGUCGCCCCUGCUGUAUGCCUGGAGUGAGAGAGCAGGUACACCUUUGCCUCCAUUGCGUGGUUGUGUAGAUCUGCCUCAGAAAAAGAAAGGUGUGAGGACAGGGUGCUGAUUCUGGGACUGGUGGAUCUGUCCUUGGGUUGGUGUGCACAGGUGUUACUGCCAUCUUUUUGAAGAAAACAGCAUCCAUCUUCUGGGGUUUGGUUGGAGCACCCAUUUCUAGAGGCUGCCCAGGGCCUCUCCCCUUCAUUCUACUUGGUAAGGCAACGGGGAUUCCAAACUGUUGAAAGCAGCGCAGGCUGAUGUUCGGGGACGAUGCAGGCGUGUUCCAUUUCAACCGCAGCAAUACUCUCAGAUAGGAAAAAUUAUAUCCACGAUACAAGGUUUGAAUUAGGCCAGGGUGGAUUCUGAGCCCUUAAUAGCUCUGAAGAGUUUGGCCCCGGGCAAAUUGGGCAGGUGGCACUGGAGCCAUUCUCACCUGUGGGGUUCUUACCGGCUCAGCAGCAAGUCCUCAAACAGUGAGUUUGGCUACUUGCAGUGGGGGGAUUUUGCUAGGGGUGGGCGAAACGGGGCUCUCCAGAGACAAGGGGUAAGUUUGAGAUUUUAGAAUUCUAAGGGCUCGUUAUUUUUCGAAAGGAAGCUGGUGUAAUUUUUACUUCCAAGUAAAUGCUGCGCUUGACAGUGUUCAUACAGUGCCACAGAUGGACUGAAGCAGCAGCAGCAUUGAAAUGCAAAGGAAGAGAAAGGCAGGGAGGGGGGCUUUGAGACAAAUGGCGGCACCGUGACUGGAGACAGACCACGCCCUUGACUCCUCGUGAGCAAGACCGAUGGCAUCAUCCAGGCGUGUGGCUUCUAGUCUCCAUGACUUCUAGCGUGUGUGCGUGUGCGUGUGUGUAAAUAUUAUUGUCCUUCUGCUGCCAGUUCGUCUUCCCUUUCAUUUCCCUCUCAUCACACAGACAAGGGAAAUAUCGAAGAACUGUAACUGGCCACAGGUCAUGGAGCUUUUCAGUGGCCUUGUACAGAUUUGCAAGCAUAGCUGAGAUUCCCCCUUUCCCCCCCUCUGAAAAAAACACAGACCGUCUCCAACCAAAAACUCAGAAAUCCCAUGAAAACUUGCUUCCCAAAACAAGGUUCCAUAACCCAGAUUUCUAUAAUACUAACUCCUAGACUUAAUAUAAGAGCAAGAUCACAAACUUUUCUUUCACUUUUUUUUCCUAUGCAUCUCCUGAUUUGUAAAGAAAUAAAAUUAUACGAAGAUGUAUUUUAUGUCAUUGUUAGUUAAAUAAAUACUGAUUAUUUUUUCCAAAACCUG
This is a messenger RNA of Sphaerodactylus townsendi, 5709 nucleotides long. RefSeq names its product SEC24 homolog C, COPII coat complex component (gene SEC24C). Gene Ontology annotation, cellular component: endoplasmic reticulum exit site; COPII vesicle coat. Gene Ontology annotation, molecular function: SNARE binding; zinc ion binding. The record is from RefSeq and is a predicted model, not a curated record. NCBI's taxonomy places the organism in Eukaryota, Metazoa, Chordata, Lepidosauria, Squamata, Sphaerodactylidae. Gene Ontology annotation, biological process: endoplasmic reticulum to Golgi vesicle-mediated transport; intracellular protein transport; COPII-coated vesicle cargo loading.